This is a messenger RNA of Penicillium coprophilum, 3315 nucleotides long. Its product is annotated as SacI domain and endonuclease/exonuclease/phosphatase family protein. The record is from RefSeq and is a predicted model, not a curated record. The transcript is spliced from 7 exons. Gene Ontology annotation, cellular component: membrane; cytoplasm. NCBI's taxonomy places the organism in Eukaryota, Fungi, Ascomycota, Eurotiomycetes, Eurotiales, Aspergillaceae. Bases 1 to 3315 code for a protein of 1104 amino acids. Gene Ontology annotation, molecular function: phosphatidylinositol-4,5-bisphosphate 5-phosphatase activity; phosphatidylinositol-3,5-bisphosphate 5-phosphatase activity. Gene Ontology annotation, biological process: phosphatidylinositol dephosphorylation.
AUGUCGAAUCUUCGGGUUCUCUGUCGAGAUCAGCCUCAACGUACAAUUGCGCUGGUCUCGUCAGACCAUGCUCUAGUGUUCUACUACACAUCAACAGAUACCAGUGCGAAGGACAGCCCACGCUGUCAAGUUGAGUUCUCAGACUUAGGGGAAGUGGACCUGCAAGGCUACAGGCCUUUAGGAUAUGGCUAUGGUACCCUUGGUCUUGUUACCCUCAAUGAAGAUGUAUUUGUUUGCGUCGUCACCAGCUCCUCGCAAGCCGCCACUGUGAGACCCGGAGAAACCGUGUCGAGAAUUGACAAUGUAGGCUUCUAUUGCCUCAAUCGUUCAGAAUACGAGUACGGCCUGGACCACGAGACUGGGCCUCAAUUCGCUGCCGAGGAGCGACUUGGCCCAGACGGGAAGGAUGUGGUAACUGACCAUCCUUUCCUGGCGUUGAAGAAGCUCCUUGGAGAUGGAAGUUUCUAUUACAGCCUCGAUUUCAACCUCACAGAUCGCUUACAGGACCGGGCCAACAAAUCCGUGGCAUUUGACAUUGACACCCUCAAUGAAGAUAUGCUGUGGAAUUCUUACAUGAUUAGUCCGCUUCUCUUUUUCCGGAGCCACUUGCCGCCGUCCGAUAAAGCCAAAUUAGAUGCAUCGCAGAUGUUGACCUGUGUUAUCCGUGGAUUUGCCAGUACCCUGAAAGUACCAGCGACCAUCCCAAUCCUUCCUCAUGUGCGCACAAACUUUCCUUCUAUGUUGACGAUCAUAUCCCGACAAUCUUCUCGGCGUGCUGGUACGAGGUUCAACUCGAGAGGCAUCGAUGAUGAUGGGCAUGUUGCCAAUUUUGUGGAAACUGAAACUAUCCUGUGGGUUUCACCCGGCAUUGUAUUCUCAUAUGCUCAAGUCCGCGGCUCGGUGCCUAUUUUCUGGGAACAAGCUCCAGGUCUCAUCCCGGGCCAGCAAAAGAUCGAGGUCACACGGUCAAGCGACGCAACACAACACGCAUUCGACAAACACUUUGAAUCCCUAGAGCUGGAAUAUGGCGCGGUACAUGUGGUCAAUCUACUAAGUGAGCUGAAGCCCGGGGAGGCAGAGUUGUCAUCCAAGUUUCGACAGCAUAUCAACAAGAGCUCGACCCGACAGAAAGAAGGUGAUGGGACGUCUCCACGCCGGAGCCUCUUGCGAAUGACCGAAUAUGAUUUUCUUGCUGAGACCCGAGGUCCUUCGGGAUACGAAGCCAGCUCCCAGAUCAAGCACGAGCUUAUCAAUUCAUUAGAUGAGUUUUCUUAUUUCAUGUCGGAGGAUUCAGGUCGUCCUAAUAAAACUUCCUACGACGGAGCUGAUGCAGUAAACAAUUCUCCGGUCAUUCUACAGCAAGAGGGUGUUUUUCGGACCAAUUGCCUGGAUUGCUUGGACAGAACAAACCUCGUCCAGACCAUUAUCAGCUCGAUGGCAUUCGAGUCAUUCUUAUCGCACCAAGGCGGCAGAUUAAGCUCGGACUUACAGGUUCGGCAUUCGACCAUUUGGGCUGACAAUGGCGAUGCUCUUUCGAAGAUUUAUGCCGGGACUGGUGCCCUCAAAUCUUCCUUCACCCGACACGGAAAGAUGUCACUUGCUGGGGCACUUGCAGAUGCACGGAAGAGUGCAACUCGACUUUAUGUCAACAACUUUACAGACAAAGCCAAACAGAAGACGAUCGAUCUUCUCUUGGGGAGGCUAACAAAUCAAGUUCCUGUAUACCUCUACGAUCCAAUCAAUGAUUUGGUCAUUGAGGAAUUGAACCACCGAGGCCCGGAGUAUUCUUCCCGCAAACAAGUCCGGUUUUGGGUUGGCACCUUCAAUGUGAAUGGGCGCGACGAAGGCCCAGGUACCGACCUCACUCCGUGGCUUUUCCCAGAGUCAGAUGAGUCCGACGAAGAUCCGGCAAUCUUUGUUGUCGGGUUCCAGGAGAUUGUCUCCCUAAGCCCUCAACAAAUUAUGUCCACUGAUCCCAGUACCCGCAAGGUUUGGGAAAGAGCCGUGUACGAUUGUUUGAAUGCCCAUUCGAAGAUGAAAGGGACUGGAAAAUAUGUGCACCUAAGAAGUGGCCAACUAGUCGGCGCUGCCGUCCUGCUUUAUGCGAAAGAGGAUUCACUCAAGUACAUCAAAAAUGUUGAAGGCAGCACCGGCCUUUCCGGGAUUGCUGGCAACAAAGGUGGCUGUGCUGUUCGCUUCGACUUCUCUAACACGAGCGUUUGCUUUGUUACGGCCCAUCUUGCUGCUGGGUUCGCAAACUAUGAUGAAAGAAACAGGGAUUAUGAGAUUAUUGACCGAGGUCUGAGAUUUCAAAAGAACCGGUCAAUCGCUGAUCAUGACGCAGUGAUCUGGCUGGGUGAUUUCAACUAUCGAAUUGGAUUGGGCAACCCAAGCGUAAGAGAGCUCAUCUUACAGCAAAACUAUCAAAGGCUAUACGACAACGAUCAGUUGAAUUUGCAGAUGGUAGCGGGGAGGGUGUUCCAAUUCUAUUCAGAAGGCCCAAUUAAAUUCCCGCCCACUUAUAAGUACGACGUUGGAAGAGAUAACUAUGAUACAUCUGAAAAAGCCCGGAUCCCCGCAUGGUGUGAUCGAAUAUUAUGGAGAGGAAGCAACCUGCGGCAAACAAACUACCAAGUUGCGGACUUGAAAGUGUCUGACCACCGUCCAGUCUGGGCAACCUUUGAUUGUGUCAUCGAUAUCGUCGAUUAUGCACUGAAAGAAAGUCUCAGGCGAUCAAUAUACGAGGAAAAACAAGACCAAGGUCAUAUUUCUCUUGUAGACUCUAUCUCUCUUUUGGACUUGGACGACGACGAAAUCACACCACACGUUCCUAUCGCACCGGGGCUGCCACCGGCAAGCUCUGAUAGAGACCGAUGGUGGCUGAACAAUGGCGCAUCAGUGAAAGCAACGGUACAACCACCGAAGCAAGGAUAUAUUCCAAAUCCCCAACGCAAAUCCAAUCCAUUUUCUGCAGAUGUCGAUUGGGUACCAAGUCCAGACUCGAUGGAGAACAACCCCACCGAGCCUGUUGAAGUUACGAGGAAGCCCAUGCUACCCCCCCGGCGUGACACUUUCAACUCGUCCACGGGGUCUUUAUCACCUCAAGCAGUUGAAACUGGAAAAAUUCGACCGGCUGUUCCUCGCAAACCACUAUCACUAAGUUCUCAGGGAAAAAUCAGGACAGUAUCACCUGGGGGUCAACACCCGUCACGACAGGACAGUCCAGAGAGUGGUGUGACCGCCAGUACUGGCUCUACAGAUCUUCUCAGUGAUUCUGGCAGUGAGCAGAUCGAGUGGAAGCCGCUGUUUCAAUGA